Molecule: messenger RNA, 4270 nt
Organism: Vespula pensylvanica (western yellowjacket)
Lineage: Eukaryota; Metazoa; Arthropoda; Insecta; Hymenoptera; Vespidae
Exons: 14
Coding region: 586-3150 (854 amino acids)
Biological process (GO): nuclear envelope organization
Cellular component (GO): nuclear envelope; meiotic nuclear membrane microtubule tethering complex
Molecular function (GO): protein-membrane adaptor activity
Source: RefSeq, a predicted model, not a curated record
GUAUUUCGAGCUUGAAGCAUACACAUAACCUUAAUAAUUAUUAACAAUACCGUCUUUAUUUUCUCUUCGAACGUUCUAUAUCCUUCUUCCAUAUAACAUUUAAUGUAAUACGUCGAGUAUUUACGUAUUUAACGGACACAUGACUCAUAUAUGGGGGUUUUUUAUACAAAAUUUACGUCAUACUCCUUUGCGCGACAGUUUUAUCUCUUCCUUCCCCCUCCACUCUCCUUUAUAGACCCACUCUUACAAAAUAUGCGGUGCGCGCGCAUGCACAUGCACGAGAAAGAGAGAGAGAGAGGGAGAGUUUGUCAGUUUUUCAUGCGUAAUUAUUCUCUAUCAAACGUGUAUAAAUGAAACAGAGAAAGGGAAAUCUCUAGUCUAAUAGUUUUAAUUUAUAUAUAUUUAUAUAUAUAUAUGUGUGUGCGUGUGUAUGAAUAUAUAUACUCCGUAGUGUACGUGUAUAUGUUCGAUAUCAGUGAACUAAUUGUGUAAAAUGAACCGCGAAUUUUAGUUUUCCUUUUUUUAUAUAUACGUGUAUAUAUUUUUUUUCUUUUUUUAUAAACAAGAAGUUAUGUUCCAUUGAAAAUGGAAAGUGAACAGCAUCAUUAUGAAUUACGGAGUAGAAGUAGAUCUCGUUCUCAUACACCAUUGGUUUUAAAUCGUGUCAUAUUGGACACCGAACAAGCGGAACAUCAUUAUGACUUGAGAAGUAAGAGUAGAGAACGAUCGCAUACUCCCGCAGACGUUACAAACGCUAGAAGAUCCGGUAGUAGAUCGAUGCCUGGUAGUGCCAGCAAAACGCGCGAUCAAAAUAUGCAGGCGAUAAUUGAAAACGAACAAGAACCUAUAUCGGAAAUUACAUCUGAAAGUCAAAGUAAACAAUCUGAUAGUUCUGUGUCUGUGACAUCUAAAAAGUUAGAACGACGGUCUGAACGUCAGAGAGCUAAACGACAAAUAUUUGUUAAUGGACAAGAUGACACCAAAGAAGAAACAAGCUAUAAUUUGCCAGAACAAGUACGUAAAAGUGUGACGCCACAUAGAGUACUCACAAGCGAUUAUUCUUCGGAAGAAGGAGAAAGAGAAGAUUUGCCAAGUAGACCGGGAUCUGCCUAUGAAAUAUAUAAACAAGCUGGAGAAUGGUGGAACAAAUUUCCAAAAACAGAUUAUACGUAUUCACAAAAGUCACAAUGUCGUUAUGAGAUAGCGCCAGGUAUACUUGCGAUGCCUAAUAUGUCCAGACGUUCAAUACAUUCAGAUGGCAGUAAUAAUAUCGGUAGUACAGUAUCAACCAAUCAGGAAAGUUUGAGGCAAUCGUCUUUAGCUACAUCUGAAAGUGGAUUAGGUGACACUGUAGAUUCUUCUGGUCUUAAAGAUACAAUUGAUCAAAACCUCAUAACUAUAGGUGAUUUAUCUGCUUCAUCGCACACCAGUGUUUCUAAUUUUGCAACGAGAUCAACAAUGUUCAAAAAAACACAUAUCGAACAAUACACGAUGCAUAGAGAAGUAAUUUAUACAAAACCUGUAGAUUCUUUAAAUGUCCGACAAAGGUACCCUUUAUGGGGGAAGACGUCUGUAGAUUAUGAUGAUACUCAUAAAUACGAUUCUGAUACAGAGUUAAAUGAAAUCAUGCCUUCAACCUCAAUUAAAAAUACUCAAAGAUGGAAGGUCACGCAACAAUUUUUAAGAUUUAAUACACUUAUUGUAGCUUGGUUUCUUAAGUCGCUUGAAUUUCUCAAACUUAGAACGUCCAGAAAAAGAGAAUAUUAUACUCAUCAUGAACGGAUUCGUUAUAAUGAAUCAUAUUGGAGCAAACCAUGGUGGUUUAUCGCGCGGUCUAUUUACUUAGUUUUAAUCAAACUACUUUGGUUUGAUUGUUGGAUAUUGAGCAGAUUUUCAGGUAUAAGGAAACGUAUAUUUGGAUCCAAAGUUGCAUGGAUUUCCAUAAUUCCAUUACUUCUUUUGGCUGGUUAUUGGAGUAUGCCAUACGUUCAAUCAUUCCUUUCUACUUUCGAAGUUCAAACGGCAAGUAACAAUGAAAUAAAUACAAUAUUAGAAAAUGUACAAAGGCUAACGCAAAAAAGUGCACAAAAUGAUGAGUAUUCGUCUAGCGACUAUAAUUUAAAUGUAAUAAUCAAUAGAUUAAACAACAGAAUUACUGAACUGGAAGAGAAGGAUUCUUAUCAAACUGAGUACCUAAUAAACAUUAGUCAGAUGUUGCAAAAUCCAAAGGAAAAUGAAAUCGAUGUUUGGCAAAAAGUUAACGGAAAAAUAAUGGAUAUAGAAGAUAGACUAAAUAAUCUUAAAACCGAUACGAGUAACGUAGUUGUGGAACUUCAAACUUUGCGUGAGCUUUAUUCGCAGUUGAAAAUUUGUUGUGAUACAAAUAAACAGCUUCUUGUACCUGAAACUUUACGCAAAGAGAUUGAUAAUAUCUUAGGAGAAUAUUUGGGAAGUAUUGUCUCUAAAAAGGAUUUAUCCGUGAUCAUUGAAAAAUUAAAAAAAAUACCUAUGGAUAGAGAUGAUUCGAUUGGUGCUAAUUAUGUCAUUAAAGAAGAUGGUGCGUUGGAUGAGAAAAUUCUCAAAAUAAUAAAUGAUAGAUUAAAGAUAUACGAUGCAGAUAAAACCGGACGUGUAGAUUAUGCUUUGGAGACGGCAGGAGGAGAAAUUAUUAGUACACGAUGUACUCAAACAUAUGGCGUAAAAUCAAGGGUUUUAAAACUUUUAGGUCUUACAAUUUAUUCUGAAAAUAACAAUCCUCGAACAGUGAUACAAAGAAAUCCGAUACAACCUGGUGCUUGUUGGCCUUUUCAAGGUUUCCCAGGAUACUUGUUGAUAAAACUGCGAAACUUUAUUUAUGUAACUGGCUUUACUAUUGAGCAUGUAGCUAAAUCUAUAUUACCGAGUGAAAAAAUGGAAAGUGCACCACGUAAAUUCAAUGUUUGGGGUUUAAUCGAUCAAAAUGAUCCCGAACCAGUUAUGUUUGGUGAUUACGAAUUCACAGACUCCGACGAGAAUUUGCAAUAUUUUCCUGUACAGAAUACACAGAUAGUAAAACCAUACGAGUACAUAGAAUUAAGAAUUCAUAGCAAUCACGGAGAACUGGAAUACACGUGCUUAUAUAGAUUUCGUGUUCAUGGUAAACCUGCAUAAUUAUGUAAAGAUAAAAAGUAUAUAAAGUUUGAUCAUCCUUUCAUGAAACAUCUUAUACGAUCUAACGAUAUGAAGAUAGAAGGUGUGAUAGACAAUUCAAACUUGACGCGUGCCUUUUUAUAAUAAACAACCUAUUAGGAGGAAAGAAUUAGAAGAAAAAGAAAAAAACGCUUUCCACAAAUAUCAUAUUGUCUAUAUAUAUAUAUAUAUAUAAAUAUAAAAAUUAGUCUAUUGCAUUACACAAUGAGAGAACGAUUAGUCAUUAAUGAAAAUAUUUGUCAAGUAUAGUAUACAUAAAGAUAAUCAUUUUUUUAUACGUCAAAGAAUAUCUCCUCCCACGACACAAUACUACAAAGAGAAAAUUUCAAUUCGAAUGUUAUUCAUUAUUCUAAUCUUUUUCAUUUUUGUUUGUUUGUUUGCUUUUUUUUUUUUUUUAACUUUGUAUAUAGAAGUAAAAUGAAGAACGUUCCAAUUAGCUAGUAUAUAAGAAAGUAGAUCUCUCCUACUACGUGUUCAUUUGAAGAAAGAAAGAAAAAAAAAAAGAAAAAAAAAAGAAAAAAAAAAUAAUACAGAAGAAAGAAAAUGAAAAGAAAAAAAAAGAAUGUAGCACAGAUUCGUGACACGUGAGUCAAUUCUCUUAAUUAGUUUUUCUUCUCUUUCUCUGAUUCUAGUUCUUUACUUUGUAAUUAAUGAAUUUUAAAAAUGCAACACACUUCAUGAACGCAUCUAAAAAAGCCUAAUAAAUCAUAAUAUUACAUAAAAUAGAAUGAAACAAUCUCUCUAUUUCUAUUUCUAUCUAUCUAUCUAUCUAUCUAUCUAUCUAUCUAUUUAUCUAUCAACCAUCACUCUGUCUAUGUUUCUGGAAAAAGAAAAAAAAGAAAAACAUGUUUUAAAUUAAUAUAAAAAAAAAAAGUUGAAUUAUUUUUGUAAGAGAAAAUCAUAGAUAGAGCAAUUCGAACGAUUCUUACAUACCGAUGAUUUCGAAAAGAGUUUAUGUGUAAUAGCAUAAUGUUCGAAAGUUACCUAAAGCCAAGAGAGAUAUCGUAGAUUCUACAAUGGGAACGUUUAUAUGACAGUACAAACUCUACAAGAAAAUGAACAUCUAUAGAAAAGAAAAGAA